UAUUAGUAAAGCACGUUGAGGCUCUAGUUUAGCUUGAUGAGUGUUACAGCUGCAAAGUGUUUCCCCCAACUGAACCCUAAUUCUCAUCUUCACCUCCGCUCUCUCCGGCGAUUCUUCAAUCAGUGUUCAUAUUGCAAUAGAGCAUGGCCUUUACGCAAUCAUGUAGAAAUGCUCUCCGUCGCGCCUCCCAAAGCGUGUUCCACCACCCCAUUUUGUUUUCCGCUCAGGGCGUUCGGUAUCGAAAGCUGGAAGUCAUUCUCACUACUAGUGUGGAUAAGCUGGGGAGAGCAGGGGAGGUUGUGAAAGUGGCGCCGGGGCAUUUUAGGAACCAUUUGAUGCCGAAGUUGCUGGCGGUCCCGAAUAUUGAUAAGUUUGCGUAUCUUGUUAGUGAGCAGCGGAAGAUUUACCAAACUGAGGAGGUUGAAGAGGUUAAAGUUGUUCAGAAGACCGAAGAAGAUAUAACUAAAGAAUACCUGACAGCAGCAAAACGCCUGGAUGAUGCUAAGCUGGUUUUGAGAAGGUUUAUCAAGGUUGACAAUGAAUUGCGAGAACCUGUGUUGAAAGAAGAAAUCGUUGCUGAGGUAGCAAGACAGUUAUGUGUCCGCAUUGCCCCUGAAAACCUACAUUUACCAACACCUUUGUCAUCUUUGGGGGAGUUUGCAGUGCCACUCUUAUUACCAAAGUCCAUUCCUUUGCCUGCAGGGAAGGUCCAGUGGACACUUGAUGUUAAAAUCCGCAGAAAAUAGACUGAUCAAUAUUGCAUGACCUUGUCAGCCUUGCAAUGUAUUUGUUGGUUGAUAAUAUCUAGUUUUGUGCCAAGGCAACCGCUUAAUCUUAGAGAGAAACACGAGUUUGAGUUGGUGGAGAACUUCGGUUUUAUUGUUCGGGAAAAAAAUCAUUACUUUGUCUGUAAGCAAUUCAUGUAUUAGUUCAGAGUAGAAAAAUAGAUUAUAAAAUAAAUCCUGUGAUGUCUUAAUAAUCUAUUACAGCACGAAUUAUGAUGGUGUUAAAAAAGUAGUUUUAAACACGAAUUCUUAGUUAUAUCUAGAUUUUUUCAAGAGUGUUGUGUCCGGGAUACAAGUGUUUCAUGAAAAAUUUUCUUAGUCUUU
Daucus carota subsp. sativus is the source of this 1109-nucleotide messenger RNA. RefSeq lists its product as uncharacterized. The coding region runs from base 144 to 746 and encodes 200 amino acids. Gene Ontology annotation, molecular function: structural constituent of ribosome. Gene Ontology annotation, cellular component: mitochondrion; ribosome. Gene Ontology annotation, biological process: translation. The transcript is spliced from 6 exons. The record is from RefSeq and is a predicted model, not a curated record. NCBI's taxonomy places the organism in Eukaryota, Viridiplantae, Streptophyta, Magnoliopsida, Apiales, Apiaceae.